UCUGGACCACUCUAAAGUGAUCCAGGGAAGGAGAAUUACAGUAGUCUAGAUAAAAUAAAAGCAUGAAUAAUUAUCUCUGUCUCAGCUUGAUCCUCUGUGGGCCUCAGUUUAUCAACACUUCAGAUGAUGGUCAAGAGGGAGAGCCUCCCAGAUAUCUGAGUGAGGAUUUAUCAGGUAAGGAGGAACCAAAGACCAGUAAAGGUACACCUGCUUGUUGUCUUAAGGGCAGCACACAUCCGCGUGUUUCAGCCUCCGCAUGCGUAUCGUCUCUUUUCUAGCCUGGAAUAAUCACGAUGUUGUUUAUGUCUCAGUCCCUGUCCCAGGAGGCCCCAGCCCGGCUCAAAGGUCGCACCCCUCUGGCCGACUGGCCCCAGCAGGGGGAGCUGGUGCUUAAGGAGGUGGACAUGAGGUACCAGGAGAACCUCCCUCUGGUUCUCAACAGGAUCUCUUGCACUAUCCAACCCAAAGAGAAGGUCGGCAUUGUAGGCAGGACUGGAUCAGGGAAGUCGUCUCUGGGUGUGGUUUUGUUCAGGCUGGUGGAGCACUGCGGAGGCUCCAUCCUGAUCGAUGGCAUCGACAUCAGUGACAUUGGAUUGGCUGACCUCCGCAGCAAGCUGUCAAUCAUCCCCCAGGACCCAGUGCUGUUCAGUGGGUCAGUCAGGUCCAAUCUGGACCCCUUUAACCAGUACAGUGAAGAGCAGAUCUGGGAUGCUUUGGAGAGAAGUCACAUGAAGGAGUGUGUGUCCCAGCUGCCGCUGAAGUUGGAGUCGGAGGUGGUGGAGAAAGGAGAAAACUUCUCAGUGGGAGAGAGACAGCUGCUGUGUGUGGCCAGAGCUCUGCUGAGACGGUGCAAGGUCCUGAUUCUUGACGAGGCGACGGCAGCUAUGGAUGCGGAGACGGACGCUCUGAUCCAGGAGACCAUCAGGAGUUCGUUUCAGGACUGCACCACCUUGACCAUCGCUCACCGGCUCCACACCGUCCUCGCCUCAGACCGCAUCAUGGUGCUCAACCAGGGACAGGUGGCAGAGUUCGAUGAGCCGUCCAAGCUGCUGGCCAAUGAGAACUCUCGGCUGCGCUCCAUGCUAGCCGCUGUGGAAAACAAGAUCUCUGUCCGCGGAUGAAGAGGAGGAUAAAGGUCAGACUGGGUUCCUGUAAAUGUUUGUUUAAGGGGACGGUGAAAACAGAUGUGACUGUUCCUGUGCUGUUUCCUGUGUGAUAGAUAAUAACGCUGAGAGCAGCCCUGCUGGGCUGAUACAAACAAAUCUAAGACAAAUGAAGACAUUCAGCACUCAAACAGAGUCUGCUAUGACUUCUGUCCUGUCUUUGAUGUCUCAUCAUCGUCAUCAUCAUCAUCAUCGCAGUGACUUGCUGUUGCUUUGUUGCAACAUUAAGACUUUUUGUGCUCAACAAUGUUUUAAUCUGUUUUUGAAACCUGAUGUUUGAUCAUGACCACCUGACUGAUGACCUGGCGCCAUGUGAUUGGAUGUUGGCAGCAGGUCAGGAAGUGAAAGCAGGACAGUGAAGCAGAAGAAGAAAAUGUUUCUAUGAUUCACCUGAAGCACGCCGCCUUCUUCUUCUUUGAUUUUUACAUUUGCUCAUUCUGUUUUGUUUCAUAAGUGCAGAGCUGAGAGGCAGGCAGGUUGAAUAUGGAACAAAGGUUUGGAUUCUUAGACCACCAGACCACCAGACCACCAGGACACCUGCGCUGACUUUUUCAGCUUCUUCCUGGACUGGAGUUACAACAAAAACACGGGCAGAUUCAGUGAAGCCACAGAAACAGAUAUGAGUCUGUAAAUUAAAAAAAAAGGAUGUAAAUAAAACAGAAGCAAUAAAAAGGUUUGUUUUCCUUUAAUGUUGAUGUGAACUCACUGAAGAUAAUCACCUCUAAACUUCUAUUCAGUCCUUUUUCUAAAGGAGCCUCAGGUGUGUCCUGCAGGUGCGUAAAUCUGUCUUCUUCUUGUCUUUUUAAAAUGUGAUGGUGUUGUCCCAGCGGUCUGUUAACGGCUGUUGUUUUUACUGAUUUUUGUUUCGUUCGUGUCGCUGCUGCCGUCACACUGUAAAAAAUCUUCUGAUCUUCUGUGUUGAGGUGAGUUUGUCCUCAGAGGAACGUGUUAUCUUCGCUGGAACAGAGUUCUUUAAAAACUGUAUGAGGCUCAGCACAUAGAGGAAGUGAAAGGUUUAGUCAUGUGAUUAGUCACAUGACUGCAUCAUUUAGUAUCACAGCUGAAUUAACAAGCAGCCUUGUAGAAAACGUCUGUGUGUGUCUGCUGUAUUUUUCCAGCAGCCUUUAGCGUGACGUCAUAACAGGAGCAGGUGUUCUGAACCACUGACACAGUUAUUUUAAGAUGAAACGUGUUCUUCCUGAUGAAGAUUUUCCAAGACAAAGAUGGCUUUAAGUGAACUUUAGCUCUGGUUCACACUUCAUGACUUUAGUCUGAUCUGAAGUCAGUCAAACACAAGAUUUAAAAAGCUCAUCUUAAAUAAGCUGACUUCACAAAGCUCGAAUCUUGUUCAGAAACAGCUCCUGAUCUCUUUCUUUUUGUCUGUUUUAUGUCUUAAAUUCCCUCUUUCGAUCUUUUGAUCUGUAAAUAAUUGUUUGUUUGUAUUUUACAUCACUGAAUUACAGCAAAUGUAUGAAUGAAUGAGAACAUAAAGCAGCAUAGUGCUGACCUCAGACCUGCUGGGGGAAGAUAAUCAGGAAACAUGUUUGUAUUGAUCAGCUUUUACAUCAGAAACUUCAGUUUGAAAUGGAUCCUCGUAGUUUUUGUUCUUCCACAGCAGAAACAGUUUUGACUUGUACAUAGUUACAUAGAUUUAUUUCAAAAAUAAUCUGGACCUUCUGGCUCUAAUUCAUGGGACCAUUGUUAUGGAUAAUUAGUUCCUGUUAUUUUUCCUUUUUAAAAGAAGUGCUCUUGAACGCCUCUCUAAUGAUUACUGACUC
Messenger RNA from Chelmon rostratus (copperband butterflyfish), 2941 nucleotides. RefSeq names its product multidrug resistance-associated protein 5-like. Bases 294 to 1121 code for a protein of 275 amino acids. The transcript has 6 exons. Gene Ontology annotation, cellular component: membrane. The record is from RefSeq and is a predicted model, not a curated record. NCBI's taxonomy places the organism in Eukaryota, Metazoa, Chordata, Actinopteri, Chaetodontiformes, Chaetodontidae. Gene Ontology annotation, biological process: transmembrane transport. Gene Ontology annotation, molecular function: ATPase-coupled transmembrane transporter activity; ATP binding; ATP hydrolysis activity.